AUGUGGACACGUGGAGCCGGAUAUGCGGUGAUGGGUGGGUCCCACUCCCUGAAGUACAGAGAAACCUGUGAUCUAAAUCCAGGGGUGGACUUGGAAGUAGAACCUGGAAAGCGUCGGUGGGAUAAUACAGGUAGCACCGUUCAGUUGCCAGCUAAAAAACGAGCGAUAAACAGCUCGUUAGAAGAAGUGCAUCUAGGUCAACAACACUUGAUUCUGAAUGGAUGUCUUGUCAAAUGGUCGCGUGGCCUAAUGGAUAAGGCGCUCGCCUCCGGAGCGGGAGAUUGUGGGUUCGAGUCCCACCGUGAUCUUUCAGACUACGUAGAUGGUGAUAUGUACAUUGUAAUUCAGUCUGCUGAUGAGUGA
Sphenostylis stenocarpa is the source of this 363-nucleotide messenger RNA. The record is from the annotation of a GenBank genome assembly. Lineage: Eukaryota; Viridiplantae; Streptophyta; Magnoliopsida; Fabales; Fabaceae.